AUGGCGGCUGCGCUUGAUCAACCUGUUUUCCAGUCGCUCCCGGGCGCUCCUCCGCCGACAGAUGCUGCCGCUUCUAUCACGCCGCCUCAUAGCGCCAACGGCAAGAAAGAGGUGCCGGAGGGAGUCCCCGCCGACCUGUCGGACCUCGAGCUCGAUCCCAAGGUCGCUGCUGCGCCAGAUACGCCCGUGGAGGAGGAGGAUAUCGAACCGGAUCAUUACUAUGGCGGCGGCAAGAUCCCCGUGUUCAAGCCGACAAUGGAUCAGUUUCGGGACUUUCAAUCUUUCAUCAGGAGAGUCGACAAGUAUGGCAUGCAGUCGGGAAUCGUCAAGGUUGUUCCGCCAAAGGAAUGGUCCGACUCUCUACCCGCUCUCGAUGAAGCCAUCAAGAAAAUUCGAGUGAAGAACCCCAUCAUGCAGGAAUUCCACGGCUCUCACGGAACAUAUACCCAGGCGAAUAUCGAGAAACAACGAUCAUACAACUUACCGCAGUGGAAGGGCCUGUGUGAGGAGAGUAGCCAUCAGCCUCCCGCUCGCAGAGGUGAAAGACGCCGGAAUCAAGAGCGCGCCACUCGUACUCCCGGACCCCCCAAGACUCAGACUACCCGACCAGAGCAACCGAAGCGUCGUCCGGGCCCAGGCCGCCCUCCGAAACGAGCAAACCAGGUCAAGAUCAAAGAGGAGCUUCCUGCUGAGGAAAGCCUCGAUAAGGUGAAGCCCGAAGGCCCACCCACUCCUGUAUCACCAGAAUCCAAUCCCGUCGAAACCAAGACCGAAGAGCUGAGUGAUGGCGAAUCUUUGCCCUCGUCCAAACCCAAGGGAAGACAGUCCAAGUCCGUGAACGCUCGAAGAAAGAACAACAAGGGCGAUUCGGUGGACUAUGUAGACGAUGAGGCUUUCAAAGACUUCGAUUACCGAAUCCACGACAACGAGGACUAUACACAGGAACGAUGCGAGGAGCUUGAAACCGCAUACUGGAAGUCCCUUAUGUUCAAUAAUCCCAUGUAUGGUGCGGACAUGCCUGGAUCUCUGUUCGACGAGAACAUCACAACUUCGUGGAAUGUUGCCAAGCUACCCAAUCUGCUGGAUGUGUUGGGACAGAAAGUGCCGGGUGUGAACACUGCGUACCUCUAUUUGGGCAUGUGGAAGGCUACGUUCGCCUGGCAUUUGGAGGACGUGGAUCUUUACAGUAUCAACUACAUUCACUUUGGUGCACCGAAACAAUGGUACAGCAUCUCGCAGGAAGAUGCCCCUCGUUUUGAGCAGGCCAUGAAGAGCAUCUGGACAAGCGAUGCGAAAAACUGCGAUCAAUUCCUUCGUCACAAGACCUACCUUGUUUCUCCCAGUCUUCUCAAGUCUCAGUAUGGCAUUACUGUCAACAAGAUGGUUCAUUAUGAGGGCGAAUUCGUGAUCACCUACCCGUACGGUUACCACUCGGGAUACAACCUGGGCUACAACUGCGCCGAAUCAGUCAACUUUGCAACUGAAAAGUGGCUGGAAUAUGGUCGCAUCGCCAAAAAGUGCAACUGCGAAGCGGACAGCGUUUGGAUCGACACGGAUGAAAUCGAACGGAAGCUACGGGGCGAAUCGACUCCGGAAUUCUACGAUUACUAUGAGAGUGACAUGGAGCUCGAAGGCGCUUCCGAUCUCCUGACCCCACCUCGCAGCGUUCCAGAAAAAUCCACCCGUGGACGGAAGCGGAAGCUUGACGGCGAGUCGACCACGUCGAAACGCAUGAGAGUCAAUGUUGAGAUUCCCCGGAAGAUUCCCUGUAUCUUGUGCCCCAACAAUUUGGACUACGAAGAUCUCCUCCCCACUGAGAAUGGCAAAUACCACGCCCACCGGCGGUGUGCGUUAUACAUCGAAGAAACCAGCAUUCUCCGCGAUGAGUCUGGAAAAGAAGUGGUGUGUGAUGUGGAAAAGGUCCCCAAGGCUCGAAUGGGCCUCAAGUGUCUUUUCUGCCGUGAGGUCCGCGGUGCCUGCUUCCAGUGUAACUUUGGCAAAUGCACGCGUGCAUAUCAUGCAACCUGCGCUCUUUUGGCUGGUGUUCAGGCCGAGCAAGGUUCUGUCGCCGUCAUCGCUGACGACGGUGGACAAUACUCAGUACCAAGUGUCGAUCUGAAAUGCAAGUACCACCGCCAAAAGAGACCCAGUUGGAUGACAGCGGAGUCAUCCGGCCACGAUCGGAAACUCCAUGAAACGGCAAAGCGCCUAGUCGCAGGAGACCUGGUGCAGUUCCAAGCAGACAAAGAAAUCAACGGUGCAGUUGUGCUUGAAAACCGACCGGCCGAAAGGGCUCUUCUGCUCAAGGUUCUCCCACGAGGGGAUGUCAUCGAACUUCCAUACCGGUGGAUGCUAGUCGCCCGCAAGAGCAACUUCUCACCCCUAGCUCCAGGAACCAAACCACUGCCAGCUCAUCUAGCACGGAAGCCUGAAGGCCGGAAGGAACUGGAGUCGGCUGUGCCGGUGGCGGGCAAUCCGUUUGGUGAUGGACGAUCUCCAUACCAGUGGGCCGAGUUCGAGACGGUGGACUAUGCUAAACACGCCGGCGCCCCACCGCAGGCGCCGGUCGACCUGAACAAGGGCGAGCAGAUCUGGUAUUACCUGGGCCAGUCGUCGACCGAAUGUAGGGCUCAAUAUACGCACAACCCUAGCGUGGCUGUCCACAACCCGCGGGCGAAUUUCCUAGACAGCGUCAAGUCCCUUGGCGCCGUGAUGGCCCGACUCCCCUCUUACCCCCACCAUCUCGCUCCUCCUCAUCAGCAGUAUGCUGCCCCUCCUCCUCACCACCUCCCUUCACCUGCCGCUGCUGCUGCUGCUGCUGCCGCCGCCGCAGCUACUGCCUCCCGCCCUUCCCUGCUGCAGCGUUCUCUCGCCCCUCCGCCUCGUUCUGCGCCCGGUGCUCCUCCUUCUUCUGCCUCUGCUGCUGCUGCUGCGAUGCCGUCGGCCUAUCGAUCCCUGCCAACUCAAUCUGCCCGUCAUGCCCCUUAUCCUCAGAUUGCCAAGUCGCAACUUCAUCAAUCACCACCUCACCACCACUCUCAUCAAACACCACAGCAGCAGCAGCAGCAACACCUCCCCGCCAAUACCUUUGCCAAUGUCCGUGAGCUCAUUGCCCGCCGCCGGCUCGCCCAAAUCACCGACCAUGCCAAUGUGUUCGCCGGGUAUACGAUUGUCAGUCCGGAGCUAGUGGUAGAGACAUUGUUGGGUCCCAUGGGUUCGGUGCCGCCGCCAAUCGGCCUCGAAAAGCUUGAGCUUGCCAUGGCCCAGCAACGGGUGCAACCCCGUGCCCCCGAUGGGACCCUGCUUCCAUUGCAGCCUCUCAACAUGCGUUCCGAGGAGGUGAGCCGAUUGUUGCAAAUGCUUCGGUUCUCGCUCGUCAGCCACCGUGAACGACUGGACGUGCUUCAGAAGAAAGAGUCGGAAAAUAUCAAGCAGGAGACCGUGGACAAGGGUAGCGUCACGGCUGCCAAGCUGGCAGGCAAGUACGCGUACCUCGACCAGCAACGGGCUCAAGCCCCGACCGUUUACCAGUCUCCAUACGACAUGCCGUCGGGCUUCACCGAGUACGCCCAGAAGACCUUCGAGCUGACACCGUGUGAACCCCAACUGCCCAAACCAUCGUUGGCCAACGACUUCUUCGCUAGCCUCUCGCCGGAAGACCAGGAGAAGAUUCUCAAGACAUGCGGUAGUUUCGUCCAACGAGCCAUGGAGCGGUCGGUGAGUCAUAGCCGUCAGAGCUCAGCUUCCAACCUCCGACUGGCCUCGGCGCUGGCCCAGCAGACAGAGAAUCCAACUAUCGACAUCACGACCGUCGAAGACAUGCCUCUUUCUGGUCUCGACCUUCCUCUUCACGCGGACUCGCCGUGCUCCAGUUUUAGUCGGUCGCACCUGCGGUUCCAGUCGCCAAACGACUUCACCAGCCAUGGUGCAGAAACCCAUCAUGACCACCACGAUCUGUUUGGAGACCAGCAGGCCAACACUCGCUUCUGGCAGCAUGGUCCAUGGGCCGCCGGUGAUGGGAACACGCCAAACGAAGAGACUCGACCGUUCUUUGGGCCCCAUGAGCGACUAAAACAUGACUAUGCCUCGUCAGACAUCUCUCUAGGGCGCGGGCCCGGUUCUCUUCACUCGGUCGACAUGGCUGGGUUUGGGCUAGACGGGACCGACGACAUUGGUGCUGAACUGAGCCCCUGA
This is a messenger RNA of Aspergillus wentii DTO 134E9, 4194 nucleotides long. Its product is annotated as putative jumonji family transcription factor. Lineage: Eukaryota; Fungi; Ascomycota; Eurotiomycetes; Eurotiales; Aspergillaceae. The coding region runs from base 1 to 4194 and encodes 1397 amino acids. The transcript is spliced from 5 exons. Gene Ontology annotation, molecular function: histone H3K9 demethylase activity; histone H3K36 demethylase activity. The record is from RefSeq and is a predicted model, not a curated record. Gene Ontology annotation, cellular component: nucleus. Gene Ontology annotation, biological process: chromatin remodeling.